Messenger RNA from Sclerotinia trifoliorum, 658 nucleotides. Lineage: Eukaryota; Fungi; Ascomycota; Leotiomycetes; Helotiales; Sclerotiniaceae. The record is from the annotation of a GenBank genome assembly.
AUGUCAUUUUCCAGUUCAGCGUGCGCUUUCCCAGCAGCUAAUAUUAUUGCUAACUCACUGGUAAAAAAAGCUGUGUCCACCCCGACUGCAACUUUAAACGAACGUGGCAGGAAGGGAAACCUGAUAUGGACAAGUGAUGUGGCUGCAUAUACAAAUUGUUGUCAAUACACUUCUGAAUUUGGAAACCAUGGUGCUUUUAGAAUCAACUUGGCGGGAGUAAGUGAGCUUCUCCAUUAGGAAAUAUAUCUGUAUUAACCUCAAAUUUAGUGGGGAAACACCGAUAAUACACCAAAUGUGGAUGUUACUCUUUCCCAGGACGAAUGCGCGCCAGGGUUAGUAGCUAAUAUCAAGUCUCGGGGUAAUUAUUGCCUUCUUUAUCCAUGCAUCUACCUGUAACUGACGAGAAAAACAUAUAGGAGGCAAAAUUGUUGACUCCAGUUGGACUUGUGUACCUUCUUAUGGUGCGCUAGGUGACACUUAUGUUUAUUUCGAGCUGAAGAAAGGAGAUAGUGAAAUGGUAGCAGAUUCGCUCUAUGCAAUCGAUAGGAUUUCACCUGCAUGGAAGUGUCUGAAUGAUCUGGAUGUAUACAGCGAUAAAGGGAAAGCGUGUGACAUUCAAAUGGGAAAUACUUUGAAGUCUGGUAAAGGCAGGAGAUAA